CCGUUAUUCCAGCCCACGUCUCGCCUAAGGUCUACCAGGUCGUCACAAUCACGCUCAACGUUCGUUAUCUGCACCGCGGCCGUGCUUUAGUCAACCUGUCGCUAGGCAACGGCUGCCGAUUUUGCUAGCCGGGAGAUCGCCUCACGCUACACGUUCUGUAGGUGGUGACCUACAAUCCGAGACUGAGCGUGAGGCCACGGCAACAAGAUCUGCCCUUCACAUACAACAACCGGGAUUUCGUUUUCACAUCAUAGACAGACAACGUUCUCAUCAGAUCUGCAAGAAGGAUGUGGCAAAUUACUCCUUCAACAAAGACGUCAUGUUCCGGUGCCAAGAAACGGAAAGCGAGCGGUGAAGGAGAUUCGGGCGUGGACAUAAAGAACGACAUUCACCAACCUUCUGAACACACCCAGGUGAUGACGCCGGCAGAGAUCAAACAGGAGGUUUGCUCGACUUCCACCUUCAAUAACCGUGCAGAGACACCCGUGGAGGAGGCACAGUUCCGAGAUGUGUCACGAGUUCCGACUUCUGCAGACGGCAUUGUUCUGUGUGGGCACUGCAGGGAGAUGCGUGCCACCUUGUGCUGUAUGGAAAAGUCGUGUGUUUCCUUUGCUUAUCGUACGUGGCAUAUGACGUCAUUAUUCAUUUGUGACGUGUGUGACAUCACAUUUCAUGACAGCAACCCCGUUAUGGCAGAACACUUGCGGUCGCGGUUACUGAUUCGAAAUUACAACAUUGACACAUCACCACAAUCUGAAGCAACACCAGUGUCGCUACAUGAAAAUGAGAACACUUCCCCCUCUCCAGGUCCGUCGGACGCUACACUAACUGCUCCCCCACACCUGCUGCUAGAUGCAGUCCCUCAGGCAGAUGCACCAAGGCAACAGGCUCAGAAGAGCAGUGUCCCAGCACGUCUCCCUGGGCGGCAGCUGAGCAAUCUCCUCAUGAGAGUGCAUGAACGCUACCAGACAGUUCUACGACACAACGUAAGCCACCACUGCCCCCUAACGGAGACCUUCAGAGAGACCAAGGUCGCGCGACAAACUCUAGUCGAUGCCAUCGCUAUCGCUGAACUGAAGAUCGUAGAUCCUGCCAGGUAUGAUGAGGUAAUUGCAUCAUAUCGCGAUGACGUCGUUGCACCGAGAAUGUUGGACGUAGAGACUGUGUGUAGGCGUAUCCUGAAGGACUACACAGACGCCAUCAACGAGCUAAGGGGAAAGAGUAUCAUUCCUUUCAGGUUUAACAUGUAUGUGCCAAGAGGGAAGCCUGAACAUAAUUCCUGAAAUGAUUCAAAAAUACAUAUAGUUGUGUUAUUUCUACAAAGACAUACAGAUAAAAAGCCGUCAGUUAGAGUCUGGCUUCUCCGGGCAUCCUCACA
This is a messenger RNA of Haliotis rufescens (red abalone), 1378 nucleotides long. RefSeq lists its product as uncharacterized. The record is from RefSeq and is a predicted model, not a curated record. NCBI's taxonomy places the organism in Eukaryota, Metazoa, Mollusca, Gastropoda, Lepetellida, Haliotidae. The transcript is spliced from 2 exons. Bases 288 to 1283 code for a protein of 331 amino acids.